Messenger RNA from Adineta ricciae, 633 nucleotides. The record is from the annotation of a GenBank genome assembly. Lineage: Eukaryota; Metazoa; Rotifera; Eurotatoria; Adinetida; Adinetidae.
AUGAAAAACGUUAUUCGAAAAUUCGAAUUUGAUGAAGUUGACGAAUUGGAACGUAUCUUAUAUGGAUAUUUCAAUGGGUUCAAAAACGUCAUUAUCAAUGAAUAUUUUCGUGAUAAUGACAGUCAAUUACCGUCAGUUAACAGUACUCAAGCAUCUUGUAGUGAAGAUAUGCAACUGUUAAAACAACAGUCGUUGCCACUCGAAUGCUCCUCUGGUCCACAUGAUCUUCCAUAUCCACAGAUAACGCUUCAAUCCAUACCUUGCCGUCAUCACCACCAUCAAAUACAUAUGGAUAAUUUACUACAUCCAGAAUGUUCUUCUGAUGCACGUGGUAUGAUGUCUACAUAUGUAUCACCAACACAAUUAAUGCCAUGUACUUAUUCGUCACAUAAGUAUCAUGCACGGAAUUCGAAUUUGCCUUCAAUUGUGAAAUGUGGUUCAUGUUGGAAAGAAGCUCAAGACAAUGACGAGAUGAUACGUUGUCAAUCGGGCUGUGGGCUUUUCUAUCAUCGAACAUGCAUUGGAUUAACAAAACAAGUCUUUCAAAUGCUCAAACAAGAGAUUUAUGCCGAGUGGAUAUGCGAUAAAUGCUUUGCACAGCAACGUGUAUUACCCACUAAAUUCAUGUCAUAA